Messenger RNA from Caenorhabditis angaria, 2988 nucleotides. NCBI's taxonomy places the organism in Eukaryota, Metazoa, Nematoda, Chromadorea, Rhabditida, Rhabditidae. The record is from the annotation of a GenBank genome assembly.
AUGGAUUCAACUCGAAGGACACUUGUCACCCCUUUGUUAUAUCUCAGACUUCCAAUAUUUUUAACAGAGAUUGCUGUUACAGUUGUAUCCACAUUUCAUGCAUUUAGUAAGUCCCUUUUUUUUAAUUUUGCUAAAAAAAUACACAUUUUCAGGCUCAGCUGAUGAAGUAUCAUCCUGUAACCUAACAGUAUUCCGAAUCACAAUUGUUCUAGAAUGGUUCUUAAUUCUAACCGCAGCAAUUGGAAUAAUCAUCGUUUUUCAUUUACGAGAAAGUGAUGUUGAAGACAACACUCUAAUUGCACAAAGAAGUUGGUCAAGAAGAAUGAGAAUAUUCAAAAUCGGGCAAAAUGAAUCAAUGAGAGCUGCGUUGGAUGAAGUUGCACUUCUAAUCUCCUCGUUUUUUGUGGAUUCAGAUCUGGUUUUUAGUGAUGUUUUGGCUGGAUUGUUGUUGGCUUAUCAUUCUCCAAAUAAUCAAUAUCCGCCAGUGAAAGAGAAGGAAUAUGGUGAUUUUUUGAAGGGGGUAACUGGAUUUUAUGGCUUGACAAAUGGUGGCCUAAUUUUGAUAGGAUUUUUCAUUUUCAAUUAUCUAAAAACCAAAUUUUCAAUUUGAACUCUUCCAAAAUCUCCAAAUAAAAAUAUUUUUCAGCUUCUUCUCGACCCGAUUGGAUGAACAUUGAAGAAGCUGAAUAUUAUCUUCAUCAUGCUUCUUGUGUCUACGGUUGGCCAACUUAUCUCCUCUAUAAUUUUCGACCAAAAUCAAUCUGGAAUUUGUACAAACAAUUGCAAUGUUGUGGAAGUAUGCGAUGUGAAGAGGUAUUUUUUGUGUUUUUUUCUUUCUUUUUGGUUUUGAGGAACAAGAGCGGUUCAGAAUUUAUGGGUUGAGCUGAUUUUGGUUUUUGGGAUAAAGUUAUGACGUGGGUUUUCUAAAAGACCUAAAGUUUAAGGUUUUUCUGAAAGUCCAGAAAAAACCUAUCUGACAAUUUACCAACGAAAAUUCAAAAAUGUUUUGCCACGUCAUACCUUUUUUCCUCUUCUCAGAAAAUCAAUUCAAGCUAUUCUGUACCCAAAUUUUGAAUAAUCUCAAAAACCCUUGUCUUGCUUUGCUUUUGCUUGUGUUUUCUAAAAGUUUCCCGCUUUUUCCCUGUAUAACUUUUGCUAGUUUAUUUUUUUCUGACAAAAAUUCCUUGUCUUUUUUUCAUUCAGACAGUGAAUUGGGAGGAAAUUGAGAUGAGAGAAGAGAGGCGGAAUAUAAAUAGGAGGAAAGAGAAGGUUGAAGAAUAUGAAAUUGACAAAAAUGCUGGAAUAUUAUUGUAUAAGGUAUUAUCACUUGUCUUAAUUAAUUAACAAUGUUUUAAUUGCACGGGGUUCUCUUAUGCACUAUUUUUUUUAAAUCAAACAAAUAUUGAUUUGGUGGUGUUGAUUAUAUAAUUAAGUAAUUCCAGGGAAAAUCGAUGGUUGUUGAGGAUAAUUGUUGUUAUUGUAAUACUGCGGCGGUGGUUUUGGCGAAUCAGGAUAGAAAUUGUGAUCUGGUUUAUAUGUCGUUUCGAAAUCGCGUUUAUGAGGUGAGAUUUUUUGGUGGGAAAUUAGAUCUAUGACGUGGUUCAGAUUUUUGAGGGGAAAAAGUGGCGAGACCCCUAAUGUACCCUCUUCAAAUAUAUUUCUGUAGGUACCAUUCGCCGUCAUUGUGGAUCACGAUAAGAAGUCAAUAAUCGUCACAAUUCGCGGCUCUUGUUCACUCAUCGAUCUUGUCACUGAUCUUUGCUUAGCUGAUGAAAUAAUGACAGUCGAUGUUGAUCAAGAUGCAACACUUCGAGAAGAUUCGGAAUUGGAUAAGCGUGGAGAUGUAAGAGUACAUCGAGGAAUGUUGAGAAGUGCUAGAUUUAUUUUUGAAACAUUGGAGUGAGUUUUGGUUGGAAGAUGAUAAACAUCAAAAUGUCAAAAAUCAAUAUUUUUCUCAUAAUUAGUAGCGCAUUUAUAUCUUCUUUUUUUUUCAGAAAACAAAAUAUUCUAAAAAACACAUUUGUCGUGAAUCCGAGUUAUCAACUUGUUGUUUGUGGACAUUCACUUGGAGCUGGAGUUGGAUCGUUGUUAACAAUGUUGCUCAAGUAAGAAAUAUAUCAUUUUUCCACCUUCAAAUCGCAUUUUCAGACAAGAAUAUCCAACAAUUCGAUGCUAUGCAUUCGCUCCACCUGGAUGUGUGAUUAGUGAAUUUGGUCAAGACGAAAUGGAAAAAUAUGUGAUGAGUGUUGUGGCUGGAGAUGAUAUUGUUUCGCGAAUGUCAUUUCAAACACUUCAUAAAUUGAGACAAUCGAUUUUUACGGAAUUGGUUGCUUGUAAACGAGCCAAAUAUAAGAUUUUGAUUCGAGGAGUUUAUCAGCUGUUUUUUGAAUAUCCUUGGCAAGAUGAGGGAUUGUCAGGUAAUUUUUUAUUUGAAUUCAGAGCGAGAUAACUGAUUUAGGUAUAUUUUUGUGAGCUAAAUCUCCUAAAAUUCGAAUUUUAAAUUUGGUCGUUCAUUUUGGACUUAAUUCAUAGGCCAAAUUUGAAUUUUUCCUAUCCUUAUUUCGGCUAACUUGAAGAAUUUGCUCACAAAUAUACCCAUUUUUCCCCUAUUUUCAGGUGUGAGCCCGGCUGAUAUGGAAGCUGCAUUAUUGCAGCAAAAUCGUGUUUAUGGAGGAACGGAGAGUAGCGAACAACAACAACAAUCGAUUCCUGAAGUUCCGCAACGAAUACAGGUACUUUUUUGAGAUUUUCCCAAAAAAUGCCUGAUUUCUGCAGCUCUAUGUUCCUGGUCGAAUAGUUUACCUCUCUGAAUCGCCGGAAAAUGGAACACAAGAACAAUGGAUCGAUCCAAAAUGCCUGUCAGCCAUCAAAUUAUCAGUUUCUGUUUUAUCUGAUCAUAUGCCAGCUGCAGUUCAACGUUUCAUGAAAAAUCGCAUCCAGUCUUCUUCUCGCGGCGAAAUUGAAAUUGUUACUUCUCAACCAGUCUAA